AUGAAGUUCUCCAUCGUCUUCGCCGGCCUCUUCGCCUCCGCCACCAUGGCCUCCCCCCAGGGCAACAUCACCCCCAACACCAUGGGCGCCCUCGAGCGACGCGCCUCGUUCCCCAUCCCCGCCUCCAAGGGCUCCGUCACCUACAAGAGCGCCCAGACCAUCUCCGGCACCUUCGACGGCGGCAUGAAGACCUACGGCCGCGGCGUCAAGUGCACUGGCCAGGUCGAGGGCACAGACGCCGACGCUGUCUUCAUCCUCAAGAACGGCGCUACCCUCAAGAACGUCAUCAUUGGCGCUGAUCAGAUCGAGGGUGUUCACUGCGAGGGCUCUUGCACUAUUGAGAACGUCUGGUGGAAGAAGGUCUGCGAGGAUGCUCUCUCCCUCAAGGGUGACGGUAACGCUCUCAUCAAGGGUGGUGGUGCUACCGGUGCUGAAGACAAGGUCAUCCAGCACAACGGUCUCGGAACGGUCACCAUCGAUGGCUUCACCGUUGUUGACUUCGGUAAGCUCUACCGAUCUUGCGGUAACUGCAAGAAGAUGGGCACCCGCAACGUUGUCGUCAAGAACGUCAAGGCCUUCAACGGAAAGGUCCUCACUGGCAUCAACUCCAACAAGGGUGACAUCUCCACCAUCACUGGCACUUGCGCUUCUUCCGUGAAGGAGAUCUGCGUUGAGUACGAGGGUACCGUUCCCGGCAAGGAGCCCAAGAAGAUUGGCUCUGGUCCCAGCAAGGCUUGCAAGUACUCUUCCGUCAAGUCUUGCUAA
Fusarium tjaetaba is the source of this 765-nucleotide messenger RNA. Its product is annotated as pectate lyase E. Bases 1 to 765 code for a protein of 254 amino acids. Gene Ontology annotation, cellular component: extracellular region. The transcript has a single exon. Gene Ontology annotation, biological process: pectin catabolic process. The record is from RefSeq and is a predicted model, not a curated record. Lineage: Eukaryota; Fungi; Ascomycota; Sordariomycetes; Hypocreales; Nectriaceae. Gene Ontology annotation, molecular function: pectate lyase activity.